Messenger RNA from Fusarium pseudograminearum CS3096, 1071 nucleotides. RefSeq lists its product as uncharacterized. The record is from RefSeq and is a predicted model, not a curated record. The transcript has 5 exons. The coding region runs from base 1 to 1071 and encodes 356 amino acids. NCBI's taxonomy places the organism in Eukaryota, Fungi, Ascomycota, Sordariomycetes, Hypocreales, Nectriaceae.
AUGACUGUCGUUAUACACCGAAAGGAGCCACACCUGCCUCAAGGUCAACUUUUCUGCUACCCAGAUGUAAUCCGUUACGAGCAAGGGGCAGAUUUCCGCCUGUAUCGAGUCAUCAACUGCGUGUAUUCUGAGCCCCCCGAAGUCUUUACUAUUCAUUAUAAAUUCGCCGCCUAUAACGGAGAUAUGUGCGGAUGGAUGAGCGAAAUGACCAUGAUCCCAUCUUACGAAGGCAGAAAGAGUUUCCUUAGCUUUGAUGUAUCGCCGUUCCUGGAAACCGCACAAUUUGAUACACAAAUAAGGCAGAGAGCGGAGAAACGAGGCGAAAGGCAUGAGUUCUUUUCGAAAUGCAUCGGCCACCUCGCAGAAUACUCUGGUCUAUUUACUCCCCUACCUGGAGCAAGUGCCGGCUGUGCCGCGCCUAGAGAUCAACAAAGGUUGGAAAACGAGAGGGUCGUCAUGGAUACCGGAUGGUUUCUGGAUCAUACUGGUGGAACACGUCGGGUAGCGAUCCCGGAACAGAACAAAUGGACUAAUCUCUGGGAGUACUGCCCACCAUUUAUACCGGGCUUCUACUUGAGAACGAAGCAAUGGGGCGAAGCCGGGUCUGGAAAGACGUCUACUGUUGUGAAUGGUGGUUAUUCCAAAUUCUACAAAACCGUUGUUCCUUACGCUGACAAAAACCCAGUUGCCGAAAGCAUGAAAGUGUGUCUUUAUACCCUGACUGUUGAUGAACUGGACAAAAACAUUUUAAACGCUGAGGCUACCUUGAAGCAAGCUCUCGAGCUCUCGGGUAGAUGGGGAGCCAUAUUUCUUCUCGAAGGAUGUGAUGAAAUCAUCAAACGCAACCAUCCAACCCUUACCGACAUCCCGUGGCUGUCCUCUGUCAUUCAACGGCUGCUCAACAGUUAUCACGGUAUCGCAUUCUUGGUAGCCAACAACCAACCCCCGAGACUGGAAUUCAACCCAGACUUUGAAUUGCUAUUUGAUCGUACCCCGCGCAUUCUCGGACUAGUCCAGCAGGAGACCCCAUUCGAAACCAACGGUCAGAUGCAAAUGGAGCAGAGACAAUGA